Messenger RNA from Limanda limanda (common dab), 1502 nucleotides. It is a transcript of the gene rbm41, whose product is annotated as RNA binding motif protein 41. The coding region runs from base 46 to 1368 and encodes 440 amino acids. Gene Ontology annotation, molecular function: pre-mRNA intronic binding; U12 snRNA binding. The record is from RefSeq and is a predicted model, not a curated record. The transcript is spliced from 7 exons. NCBI's taxonomy places the organism in Eukaryota, Metazoa, Chordata, Actinopteri, Pleuronectiformes, Pleuronectidae. Gene Ontology annotation, biological process: mRNA splicing, via spliceosome. Gene Ontology annotation, cellular component: U12-type spliceosomal complex.
CCCUUGCGCCCCAUUCGCCGGAACCGGAAGCGUAAAGACGGAAGCAUGCGAAGAGUGAGCCGGCAGCCCUGUGACGAUGGUCCUCUGCUGGAGGAGCAGGAGACCGAGGGACAGCGGCAGCUUCACAGCCUCCUGCUGCAGCAGCUUCACACCGACGUGGACUUCCAACGAUGUCUAGCCAAGAAGAAGUGCUUCGCCCCAGCAGCGCUCUACAAGCCGUUCGGGGAGCAGGCCGCCGGAGUGAGGAGCCUGUCCCAGUUCCAGGCCCUGCAGGACGGGGAGAAGGAGCAGGCCGGUCUGCGGGAGCUGGGCCUCACUGAUGCUGAGAUCCAGGUGUGGCAGAGCAGAGACACACCUGGGGCGAUGGAGAAGUCCCACGGAGUGUGCGUAGCUCCGGGGGCAAAGCAGCAGCGUCUCCAGGUGAUCAGAGACAAGAUCGAAGCGCGGGACGAGCUCCUGGCCCGCCCACAGCGCUUCGCCACCAGCCAGCCGCUGUCACGCCGGGAGAUGGAGAUCGAACAAGCUCUGUUCCAGGGAAACGAGCGGCUGGGUUUCCUCUCUGCACUUUACCACCGAGAGGAAGAUAAACACGAUGGACAACAGCAGACAACGUCCUCCAAUCAAAUGGACACUCUCUACAGAGACGUUCUCAGUGCGGAGAGACAACAAGCGUCUUCAGAGGACUGGGAGGAGGAGCUAUCACAAGUGUCCACACACAGAACUUUAUCUGACCAAUCACAGACCUCACAGACAGAGAACGACCAAUCACAAGACAGGACAGAGAAUCUCUCAGCACCGAAGGAUGAAAACAGGAGAUCAUCAGAGGAACCAGAGUCCGGUGGAGACGCCUCAGAGCAGCAACACAAACAGGAGCCGACACGACCAGCUCCUCCGACAAAGAUGAAGAUCAACCAGCCAAUCGGCAGUCUGGAUGGAGCGGCGAAGGCGGGGCCAGUGACUCUCAGAGGAAAGAUCGAGACGAUCACGGACGAGGAAAUCCUGCAGAACCGUGAAUGUGAGGACGGGAUCCGGAGCAUCCCGAGGUUCCGAAGCUACCAGCCAGGAAAACCCUCCAAGGUUCUGUGUGUGAAGAACCUGAGUGCACAGGCGUCCGCGGCCCAGCUGGUGGCGCUGUUCUCCAGGUUUGAGCCGGAGCACGGGCCUUCAGUCGUUUACCGGCUGCUGACGGGAAGGAUGAAGGGUCAGGCCUUCGUCACUCUGCCAGAUGCUGAAACGGCCCAGAAUGCUUUGCGGUUGAUCCAUGGAUACCGGUUGCUAGGGAAACCGCUGGUGGUCGAGUUUGGCCGAGAGCGACAGGAGGAGGAGAAACAGAAGGAAGAGCAGCAGGAGGAGGAGAAUAAUUUAUAAUGUUUAUAAUACAUCAAUAAUACAUCAGUACAUAUUUAUUAACUGUAAAAAGUUGUCGUCUUCAGCAGUUUCAUUUUUAAUAAAUGUCUGUUUUACAUCAAACUGUUAAAAUGAAAUAAAACAACUUCUCUUUU